Molecule: messenger RNA, 2607 nt
Organism: Mesorhabditis spiculigera
Lineage: Eukaryota; Metazoa; Nematoda; Chromadorea; Rhabditida; Rhabditidae
Source: the annotation of a GenBank genome assembly
AUGUUUGACCCUGCAGCAUCAUCAUCAUCAACAAGUGGCCCGAGAACGGCGAAAAAUGCCCAGAAACGCCCCCAUAAGUUGGCGGCUCGACUUUCCGUGGAAAGGGAUGCCAUCUAUAAUUUGUUGUACAAGUUAGCUAACGACAAUGAAGAGCACUUCACGACCCAUGGAGCCGCCGGCAAAUACGAGCAGCGAUUGGUGGCUGGGUGUAUUGAUAUCCAGCAGAGUACACCUCAAUUGAAAGAACAAGUGAUGAAGCUUCAGGAGCUGGCACCAAAAUUUGACUACGACGAGAAGGUGCCGGGAAAUGGUUUUAGGUCCCUGGUCUGCAUCUGUGAUACUACAGUACUCCACUUGAUCUCCCUGCUGCGUGUCUGUUCCGAGAUGAGAGAUUCGAUCAUGUUCCGACUGUCCCAUUAUUGCAAAGAAAUUGAGGCCUACAACACUGUCGUUCACUUUCUCCUGAAUGCACUGCCAAUGACGCUUGAAACCGAAGCCGCAAUGCCAGACGGGUUCCUUUUUCCACCUCUGGAGGGCGACUAUGGUAAAUGGCACGAGUUGUUGCGUGGAGUCGAACAGCUCGACUCGAGCUGUUUUUAUGGACGACCGAUCGGAUUUCAGUUCUCCCCUACCUGCAGUCGUAUCUUCCGUUUCAUCGGCGUCAUCCUGGCCACCUAUUCAUUAUCAUGGGAAAGAGGCCAUGGCCCAAUCGGGUCUCUCAUCAAUUCUGGACGAUUUUUCCUAUCACCAGAGCAGAGGGCGGCAAGAAUUAUUAAGGUCACCAAAGAAGCGGAUAUCGGCUUCUGCAAGGGAUUCUGGAAUCUGUCGGAGCUUGGAAAUAACAUGCCCAAGUUUUUCCUACCUAAUAUGGCUGUGAAUGAAUUGAGGGAUAUCGUGACGACAGGACCCUUGACGCUGGAAACCUGUAGUGGAGAGCCAGUAACAAUCCCCGAGCCAUCCGCUCACACUGGCACUCGACCCGUCAAAAUCCGCGUCAUGUCUCAUCUGAAUCGCCAGGGGCUGACGUCCUCCGGAUCCCUGCCGCCAUCCCCUCACCUUCUCUUCCACUGCCAUGGCGGAGGGUUUGUGGCGACGAGCAGCAAGAGUCACGAGACGUACCUCCGAGUGUGGGCAAAACUUCUGAAUUGCACGAUCGUCUCUGUGGAAUAUUCACUGGCGCCAGAGAAUCCAUUCCCUCGACCAACCGAGGAGGUCCUCUACGCCUAUGCUUGGAUCAUCAACAAUCCACAGUUAUUCGGCUGGACCGGCGAGCGGAUCGCUAUGGUUGGUGAUAGUGCUGGCGGGAAUCUGAUUGUUUCCCUCAAUCUUCGCCUAAUCCAAUUGAAUGUGAAGAGAAGACCCGAUGGAUUGGUGCCUUGCUAUACGCCUUUUUUGUUCCAGUACCUCCCCAGCCCUUCUCGCUUGUUGAGCGUCAUGGACCCACUUUUGCAUAUGGGUGUCGUUUUGCGAUGCGUUGCUGCCUAUACGGGCGCGUACACCUUCAAAAGUGACAAAGACAAUGGAGGAGCCACUCCACCGGAAGAAAAUGGCCACAAAACACUGCAGGAAUAUGUGGAACAAGUGCAGAAAACGCAGAAAAUUGAUUUUACGGGUGGCUCUCAAUCGAUCGUUUCUCUCGUGAAUUUAACACAACCGAGUUCGCCAGAUAUCACGUCAACGGAAAGCACCUCAUUUUUCAAGACCAGCCCAACCCUGCCCAGAUCGCCGAAAACGGAUGAAGAGGAGAGCGAGGAGGAUGAGGAUAAUCGAUCGUUGAGUAGUGUUAGGAUCGAUUCCGACCCUCUCCACAUCCACAUCUCCCCCUCCGUUUUUGACGACAAUUUUGUGCAUUUUCUACAGUGUCACCCGAUCACUAAAGACCAAGUCAUUUGGAAAAACGGAGAAAAACCGUCAGAAAAUGGGAUGGAAGUGGAUGAGGUGGCAGAAGAGGCGACACAACAACUAUUGACAUCCGAUUUGACGGCAAUUCCGACAUCUUCCUCGUCACAUCUCAUUGGACAAUCAACUACUGUCACUAUUGAGAAGCCGACAAAAACAACGAUGCCCAACUCAAUGUCGACGAACAAUUUGGGGACCGGAAGGAAUCCGCCAUUGUCGCACAAACGGUCGUUGUCCCAAACGUUGGCUGACACAGCAAGUCUCGCCUAUGGCCAUGCUUUCGAUAAUUUGAGUGAAUGGUUCGAGAAGCCGCAAAAGGCAAAACUGCAACGGGCGUCCGGAUCGCAGGAAAUUGCACAGGAAUCCGAAGAAGAAGAACACCGUUCCCAUCUCCUGGAACUGUUGAAUAACUCAGCCGUUCCCCGGGAUCCUUUAAUUUCUCCGAUGUAUGCCGAUGAUUCCAUCGUGAAACAAUUGCCACCAAUCCAUUUGAUCGCUUGUCAUUUGGAUCCGCUUCUUGACGAUACCAUCGCUUUUGCCAAGAAGAUGAAGAGGGCCGGUGGAAAGGUCGCAUCCCUGGAUCUGCUCCCACACGUCCCGCACGGAUUCCUCAAUUUCACGCUAAUGUCCCCCGAAUGCCGGGAUGGAGCCAAAGUUUGUCUGGCAAGGAUUCGGCAGGCACUCGGCAUCACGGAUACACAUUCCGGG